AUGGAGGCUUGCCGGAGAGCCGAUUGGUCGGGGCUUUGCACAGAAAUCCUCUCAUUGAUCGCCGGUAACCUUGAAACUCAACUCGACGCCCACAAUUUCCGAUCAGUUUUCAAGAAUUGGAGUUAUUCUAUCUCUUCUCAAAUCCCUAAAACCCUACCUAUUAUAUCUUCUGGCUAUCCAAGUUUCCAGAUAACAGCGAAUGCAGUCUGUCUUCUCCGAUCACGUAAAUUCCCGGAAUCCAAACCCUUCCUCAUCACUGUCGAAGAAUUCGAAAAAGGAUUUAAACUUGUUUGUCUGUCAAACCCUUCAUCAAUUGAUAAUUCCUUCAAAUUCUUCCGGCGUAAAUCUGGUAUUGUUUACAUAACUGAACUCACGCGUCAUCAGAUGUUAUCCCUCGAUUCCAAUCGGGAAUUUGACGACAUUGUUGAAUUCCAGAACAGGGUUUUCAUCCUCCAUGGUAAAGGGAUACUUUAUGCUUUCUCAUAUGACUCAAAAUUAAAAUACGAGUGUGUUGUUUCAAACCCUCAUGUCUAUCAUCGAUCGAGUCAAAAGCGUCUUGUUGUUGAUGAUCGCUCCAAUGUCUUGUAUUUAAUUGUUAAAGGUAAUGACAUUUACAAUUGUGGAAGGAUACAUUUAGAGGUGUGCAAGCUAAACGAAGAGGGUGGUAACUGGGUUAAAGUUCGUACCAUUGGUAAAGAUAGAGUACUGUUUGUGGGGGCUGAUUGGUGUUUCUUUGCAUCUACUGCUGAUUUUCCGGGUUGUAGAGGGAAUUGUGUAGUCUUUCAUGAAAGUUCUUUCUCGCCGUACAAGGAAAAGGAGUAUGAAAUACGGGUGUUUCAUUUAGAGGAUGGAGAUGGUGGACUCAUAUCUGGUUAUCCUGAAUAUACUGGUGUAUUGUGGUCACCUCCUCCUUCAUGGAUUCUCCAACGAGACCUUCAAAAGGAAAUUCGGUAA
Molecule: messenger RNA, 954 nt
Organism: Spinacia oleracea (spinach)
Lineage: Eukaryota; Viridiplantae; Streptophyta; Magnoliopsida; Caryophyllales; Amaranthaceae
Exons: 2
Coding region: 1-954 (317 amino acids)
Source: RefSeq, a predicted model, not a curated record